UGCUUUCUGAGCACCGCGCGGUGGUGUCUGCGGCUGUCCCUGCGCGUCCCGUCGGGUGCCCCCAGGAGCGCCAUGGCCGAGCUGGUUCCUCUGGCCGAGGAGCUGUCGUGCUCCAUCUGCCUGGAGCCCUUCAAGGAGCCCGUCACCACCCCCUGCGGCCACAACUUCUGUAGGUCGUGCCUGGAUGAGACGUGGGUCGUCCAGGGCCCGCCGUACCGAUGCCCGCAGUGCCGCACCGUGUACCAGGUGCGCCCGCAGCUGCGCAAGAACACGGUGCUGUGCGCAGUGGUGGAGCAGUUCCUGCAAGCCGAUCAGGCACGGACGCCGGUGGACGACUGGACGCCCCCUGCGCGCUCCGCCACUUCCAGCUCAGCCACUCAGGUGGCCUGUGACCACUGCCUGAAGGAGUUCGCGGUGAAGACGUGCCUCGUGUGCAUGGCCUCUUUCUGCCAGGAGCACUUGAGACCGCACUUCGACAGUCCCGCCUUCCUGGACCACCCCUUGCAGCCACCCGUCCGUGACCUGCUGCGCCGCAAAUGUCCCCAGCACAACCGCCUUCGGGAAUUGUUUUGCCCCGAGCAUCGCGAAUGCAUCUGCCAUAUCUGCCUGGUAGAGCACAAGACCUGUUCCCCUACACCCUUAAGCCAGGCCAGCGCCGACCUGGAGAACAAACUGAGGCAUAAACUGUCCAUCAUGCACAGUCACAUCAGCGGGGCAACCAGAGCACUGGACGAUGUGAGAGCCAAGCAGCAGAGUGUGCGCGACUCUAUGAGUAGGAAGCUGGAACAAUUGAGACAAGAAUAUGUGGAGAUGAAGGCCGUCAUUGAUUCGGCAGAGACCGGCUCCACACGCAGGCUGAAGGAGGAGGAGAAGAGGGUCUCUGGAAAGUUGGACACCAUCUACCAGGUCCUGGUCAAGAAGAAGAAUGAGAUGCAGGGCCUGAAGGCAGAGGUUGAGCUCACCCUGGCCAAAGGGGAUGAGUUUGAGUUUCUGGAGAAAGCUGCAAAGUUGCAAGAAAUGUCAACGAAACCAGUCUACAUCCCCAAGAUUGACCUAGACCACGAGUUGAUAAAGGUGGUCUACCAGGGCGUGGUGGACCUCAAGAAUGACCUGAAGCGCUCCAUCAAGCAGCUCCAGGAGAGGGCUGAAGAGUCCAUUGGCCCAGGUGACGUGGGAGGUCAUGGUACAGAGUCCACAUCUAAGCCUACACGCCCUGGGAAGAAGCCCCAACAGGAUAAGAAGGCCAAGAAAACCCCUGCUACUGGCCCCACUCCCAACUCUCCCUCAUCCAACAAGCCCACCUUUGGAGCUCCCGGGCAGUCAAUGGAUUUUAAAACAACUAUCCCUGAUGCCACACCCAAAGUCAACAUCCCACAGCCAAACUUGACUGCGCUCAAAGCCAAGAUACUAGAAAACUUCUUAGCCAAGUCUAGAGCCGAGCUACUGGAGUAUGCCGUUAAAGUCAUCUUCGACUACAAUACUGCCCACAACAAGGUGACGCUGACAGACAACUAUACCACCGCGUCUGUGGCCGAGGGUCUUCAGCAGUACCACUCCCAUCCUCAGAGGUUCACCUACUGUUCUCAGGUCCUGGGGCUGCACUGCUAUAAGAAAGGCAUUCACUACUGGGAGGUGGAGCUGCAGAAGAACAACUUCUGUGGCGUAGGCAUCUGCUACGGCAGCAUGGAGCGGCAGGGCCCCGAGAGCCGGCUGGGCCGGAACGCCAACUCGUGGUGCGUGGAAUGGUUCAAUAACAAGAUCUCGGCCUGGCACAACAACGUGGAGAAAACUCUGCCCUCCACCAAGGCCACGCGGGUCGGUGUACUUCUCAACUGUGACCACGGCUUUGUCAUUUUCUUUGCUGUCACUGAAAAGGUCUACCUGAUGUAUAAGUACAAGGUGGACUUUACUGAAGCCCUGUACCCAGCCUUCUGGGUCUUCUCUGCGGGCACCAAGCUUUCUAUUUGCUCCUCCAAGUAGGCAAGCCGCUAGGCCAGCCUCAGACACUUGGACUUGCCGAGGAACAUCCAAGACUGGUAAAAACACCGUAGAAGGUAUUCUCCUAGGAGAGCUUCUGAGUCCCCAACAGAUAGGACAUUUGGUGGGGACUUGGGGAAAAGGCUGAGAGAAUAAAACUGGGAGAUUUGGCUCAGAAAGGGGUGGGGUGAUUGUUUCAUGGAUGGGGAAGCCUAUCUACCUCCCAAUGCCUCUUAGGACAGGAUGACCCCCCCCCCUUCCAGUGUUCUGGGAAAUCUCUCAGGCUGCUAGCCACUUGGGCAGAGCUUCAGAGAGAAUCGUUAGUGCUCCUAUUGUCUUUUCUUUUUUUUUCGAGACAGGGUUUCUCUGUAGCUUUGGAGCCUGUCCUGGAACUAGCUCUUGUAGACCAGGCUGGUCUUGAACUCACAGAGUGCUGGGAUUAAAGGCGUACGCCACCACUGCCUGGCAACUCCUGUUGUUUUGCAGAAAGUCUGUAGCCACAUUUUCUUUCAGGUGAUGGAUGUCCACUCUUUGGGAUAGCCUUCAGACCUUCGUGUUUUGAUUAUGCUCUAGAUUAAAAAAAGCCAGGUGUAGUGGUCUAGGCCUCUAGUUCCAGCACUUGGGAAGCAGAGACAGGUGGAUCUUUACGAAUUUCGAGACCAGCUUAGUCUACAUAGGGAGUUUCAGGACAGCUGAAGCUACAUAGUGCAACCCUGUCUCAAAAAACAAACAAACCAAACAAAAAACAAGCAAACAUUCAGUUUUUGGGAUCAGCGUGUAUAUUAUCUCUUUGGCACUAGGUAUUGAAUCUCGGACCUUCAUAUGCUCUACUUCUGAGCCUAAUCCCUACUCUGAGUUUCCAUAUAUCUCUUCCUCCCGGGAAUCUUUUGUAGAUAAGGCUUCAAACUCUGAUCUGAAUCAGCUUGUGUCAAUGAACCCUGAUCUGGUUGAGAUGGAAUCUCUCCCUCUCCAAGGGCAUCUCACCAGGGACAUGUUGAAUGUGGCCCCUUCCUCCAGAUUGUAGAUACUGGGCUGUGGCUGUACAUUGUCACCCUUUGUUAAGUGACCAGCCACACCUCAUUCCCAUACCCUACCAUCAUGCAGAUGGGCUGCAUGUGGUUGCAUCAGGAGCCAUGCAGGAUCACCCACUGAGGUGACUCAGUGGCCUGAAGGACCUGUGGGAGACAGACAUUUUUCUGUUUUUCCCUUAGCCACAGACUGCAGGCCCAGUGCUGAGUCCAAGACCCAUUACCUAACUUGGACCAUUCUGCUGUCUUCUUCAUGUGAGCCAAUUCCAGAUGCUCAUACAGACCAAACUAUAGGUUAGGAAGACCUUUCAGGAUAAGAAAAAAAAAAAAAAACAAACCAAGGAGGGUCCAGCCAGUGGCUGUUUUCUCUGCGGUUUUUCAUGCAAUGAAAAUAGCCCAGGCCACUAAAGGGCAGGGAUGGAUGACUGGAAUCUUCCCCUAUCUCCUUCUGUACUGACGUCAAAUCCAGAACCUGUGAGGAUUUGGCCUCUUGUGACAGGAGUCUAGCUCUCUUUCCUAUGUGGGGAGCUCCCUCUUGUAAGCCUUCCUAUGAAGAGAGGUCACUAUGGGGGAAGGUAGGGCCCCUAGACCUUUCAUAUGGAUGGAUACUUGAGAACAUAGCACAUCUCAGAUCUAGUAAUGGAAUUCCAGGGCUCUCAGCAUUGGCAUUCCUGACAGAUGUGUGACCUGUGUCCUCUCCCGGAGGAAUGUUCUGUUCCCUGGGAGCGUCUUUGCAGAGACCAUGUCCCUGUAGAUGAUAUGUGGCCUUUGUGGCCUUUGAAAAGUUGUUUUUUUUUUUCCUUUGCUACACAAAUUCUUGGUGAUUCUUCUCUGAAUUUGAAGAUGUCCAAACGCAUCUUUGCUGAUCUUCUGAAACAAAGCCUGUUUGCAACCAAGUCAGACUUGGGAAACAUCUAGGUUUAGAGAAGUAGAAUGCCAAGGUUCACUGAGGGGUCCUGCUUGGGCUCUUCAGCAGAAAUGAGACCAGCAGUCAAGACUCACAUCCAGGCAGUGUGCAGCUCAGGCCUGGAUGACAUGUGUCCCUCUGUUUAUGAGAGUCAAGCAGGCCACCAAAGCCCAGAGAUGUUUGAGGUGCUUUGGAGUUGUAAGUGGAGGAGUGUGCCCUUGCUGUCUGGUACCUUUCUGUUUGCAAUGGUAAGACCUCACCUUCACCGCAGCCGUUUCUGUAAUCCUGUACCACAGGGUCCUGGAAUGGGCAGAAGCUGUGUGUUCAUCUCACCCCUCCUUGUGCAGAAUCAGGCAGGUGGGAAGGUGGAGGAUGGAUGGCUCUGGUCACCGCUCUUGUCAUUCCAGCAUGGUAGAGAUGCCUAACAUGGAUGACAGGAAAACCCCAGGGUCCUGUAGACAUACAGAACUUGCCAGAAACAUUGAUGUAAAAUCCUAGCUGGGUGCUGUCUCGGUCACUUCCAGCAUGAUAAACAAAAGGUCAAGUCUUUGUAUUAUUCAGGACUGGCUGACUAGUCUUUUUAAUUACUUGGAGAUUGAUUUUCAAUCUGUUACUAAUAUCGAUGUUAUCUUUUACACCAUUUACCUCUCUAUUGAUUUUAGUAAAUUACUAAUGUUUUAGCUGAUGACUUCUUGAACGUAGUGUUUUAGAGGCGACUCAUUACCAAGAUAAUCAUCAUAAACAGGGCAAGGCUGGCCGUUCCUCACUCUGAAUGCAGUGUGGUAGAAUUCUGUGUCCCCUGGGGAUUGAGGUGUGGGGGGAAGAAACUGUCCCCUACUCUGAAAUCCACUGAUGAGGUACCCACCCCCUGAAAGCUACUGCCCAGCGCCUCUGGGUGCUCAGGCUCCACUCCAGAUCCCUUGAAGCCUACCAUAGUGUAGCGAUGAUUGCAGGGAACUUUGGGGAAAUAUUACUCAGAGAGAGGGUGUGGGGGUUUCGCUUCAAGAUAGUGCCAAGGUGGAACAUUGUUGGAAAGUAAGCCCCAUUUGAGUAACCAACAAGGAGAGAUGGGAACCUGGGGCUUGUUUUCUUAUUCUUUCUACUGAUGUUGCACAGGCUUGAACAUUUCUAUCGUGAAAAGUUAAAUAGUGAAAUGGAAAACAGGCCAGACCAGAGAUGGACCCCGUUCCUGAUCUUUGCUACAGAGGAAUGGGUGUCUCAGGAAAUGCUGGCUAUUAACGCAUUUGGCUGGCCUUUGUCCCUGGUUUGGGGGCAUGCGUGGGGGGUGUUAAGUCCUUGGAAUUUCCUGAGAGGAUGGACUGUCAUUGUUAUUUGCCUGCCUGGUGGGAGAUGACCAAGGGUGGCAGCUGGCCAAUAUAAAGACCAGUUUGGUGAUUGAUUAGAGGGCAGAGGCAUUGAGCUCGAAGGCCCCCUCUAGGGGAGAAGAGACAACUGGGGAUUGAGGUGAGUCUGAGACCUCUGGGAAUCCUGCCGGUAAAUGAUGGUUCAAAUCCAGCCCUGGUGGAGACUAGUGCAUCUUCUCUGCAGAUGGGCACACACACGGCUGUGCUUCCUUCAGGCUGAUGCACUCUUGUCCUAGGGUGGCCGGGCAAGGAAGCUCUGUGCUCCAGACCCUUCCAGACCUUGCCCUGUUUGUGAUUCUAUGUUACUCCUUUUGAUUCUUUUCAUUUUAAUAAAAUUAAAAUCAUAAAUACA
Molecule: messenger RNA, 5628 nt
Organism: Arvicola amphibius (Eurasian water vole)
Lineage: Eukaryota; Metazoa; Chordata; Mammalia; Rodentia; Cricetidae
Gene: Trim25
Product: tripartite motif containing 25
Exons: 9
Coding region: 73-1980 (635 amino acids)
Molecular function (GO): protein binding
Source: RefSeq, a predicted model, not a curated record